Calidris pugnax (ruff) is the source of this 3028-nucleotide messenger RNA. It is a transcript of the gene M1AP, whose product is annotated as meiosis 1 associated protein. Gene Ontology annotation, biological process: male meiosis chromosome separation; spermatogenesis; meiosis I. The coding region runs from base 433 to 2013 and encodes 526 amino acids. Lineage: Eukaryota; Metazoa; Chordata; Aves; Charadriiformes; Scolopacidae. The transcript has 12 exons. The record is from RefSeq and is a predicted model, not a curated record.
CUCUGGGCAGCGGGCUGCGGCCCGGCCUGGCCGGCGCGGCUGCCGUUGGGCCGUGAGGGGAGCGGGGCCGGCGGCUGCAGGCAGGGCCGCCGCCUUUCGCUGCGGGGGCUCAGACGCCGACGCUGUGCGGAUUCGUGCAACAGUCGUCAAACGCAGGGCUCCCCCAUCGGUUCCUUCUGUGUAAUGCCCUCAAAAGAAGGUCCGAAGCCGGUGUUCAGAUCUGCUGAAAGGCUUCAUAAUUGGAUGGAGUGUUUUGAAAUAGAAAUGGAGUUCCUUCCUGGUUUUUUCACGUAGAUGAGGAGGAUUGUUUGCAUAGUUGGUAUGAAUUACUCUUGAUUCAUCACCACUGUGAGUGCAGCAAGAAAAGCAUCUCCAAUAAGACUUCUGAACGCAGACGGAUAACUGGGCAGCGAGUACUCGUGUUCAGAAGCCAUGAAUUCCAGAAAAUUGCUUUCAGAAACACGGAGAACAUUUCCUGCUACUAAAGUACACUGCCAGCAGCCAUCAAGGGUUCUCAUUGUGGAUGUCACAUCGCCUUCCUGGACCAACACUUGUUCUGUGCUCUCUGAAGCUCUGGAAAACACGCUGUGUUUGGCCUGCAGUUUGACAGGCCCCUGCCGCGUUCCUCUGCUGAGCCUCUACGUGGUGCAGAACCAGCAGGAGUGUCUGCUUCCCUUUACGCAAGUGAGAGAAAACUUUGCUCGAAUUCAAGCCUGCAUUUCAGAGCUCCGUUCGCUACCAAGAGAAGGCUGUUUCCCACAGGGGGGAAAUGGAGUGGUACAAGCUGUGCAGGAUGGAUUGCAACAGUUCAAACAGUACAGCAGACACACAGCAGCAGGAGGCUCAACAAAUAAUUCCGUUGAGAUCACAAUUUUGACUAGCCAGUCCAGCAAAGAAAUGGUAAAUCAGCUGGAAAAGAAGUUAAGAGAUGUGGACCUUGUGAGUCUGCGAAGAAUACAAGUCAUUGAGGUUUUGAAGAGAGACUUUCUGGAACCUGAGGAUGUGGAACAGUGCAUGCCUGCAGAGGAGCCCAUCAGCAGUGACAUUGCAAUCCUGGGAAUGGACAUCGAUGUACAAACCAUAGAGGACAACGUCAUCAGCUUGGAGAUGCUGUUUAAAACAUGGCUACAUGACUAUGGCACAGAGAGAGAACACCUCCAUCUCCUCCUUCCAUCAGGAGGCUUCAGCCAUGCCACUGCACCCAAGACCACCCUAAUGUGCCUGAAGUGUGAUUUGCAGGAGAGAUUACUGGAUCCAGCUCUACUGUCUGGGGCAGCGGACGGCACCGUGAGAGCAGUGGAUUUGAAUUCACCCUGCCAGAUGGCAGCCUGGCCAGCUGCAGUGCUGUAUAAACUCCGGGUUGUAAAGGCUCUGAAGUAUGAAGGGGUCUGUGAGUCUGUACUGUAUGGCCUGCCCUUCAUCAUCAAGCCCACAAGCUGCUGGCAGCUAGACUGGGAUGAACUGGAGAUAAACCAGCACAGCUUCCAUGCUCUAUGUCACAGUCUUCUGAAAAGGAAGUGGAUGCUUUUGGCCAAACGUGAGCCACAGAACACUAGUCCGAACUGGAACAUCAUGGUGCAUUCCUACUACAUCAUUGUCCCUUCCGACUCUGCCACUCUACUUGUCAAAGCAGUCGCCAUUAGAGAGCUCUUGCUGCCCUCAACCUUCCCACCUCUCCUUGCUGAACACCAUGAGAGAGUACACGGCCCUAUAGAGAGCGCCCUGAACAGUUUGGAAGUGGAAGUUGCUUAUAACCCCUUGCACCUAAAAAGCAACCUGUACAAGUACCUGAAGGGUGUCUUGUACAAACCUCUGCACAGGCAGCAGGCCCAGCCCAGGGACCAGCGACCAGAGCGGCACCAACCCAAGCAGCAUCAGAGCAGAGCCAAAGCCAUGGUAGCGCCCCUUCCAAUGGCUGCUUCUCCUGUCCAAGCAUUCAGACCAGCAGCAGUGAGGAGAGAUUCCUGUGAGCCCUCCCUGCUCCCCAAGGAGUAUGACGAGUUCCUGCAGUAAACCCCAAGGCACCGUUGAGCCUGCUCACGUGCAGUCACAGCUUGGCUUCUCGCUCAGCUGCCAAGCCUUACGCCCGGGGCCGGAAGCGGUCAGGCAAGACACUAAGCUUGGCCUUGGUGAGACAGGCACUUCCCAUUGUUUGUUCCUCCUUGUUUUAUGGUUUUGUUAGUCGGCGAGUCAGCCUGCAGGAAACCUGCUACUCUGGGGCCCUCUGUCCAGAGAUUCAGCUAUCCCCUGCAACACCCCAUGUUUCCCAUUCUCGUCAGCACACACCACCAGCACGCUUUUAAGUUUUGGUUUCUGAGACUAGCCUAGUACAGGCCACAAACCACAGAUUGCCGUCAGCAAGUGCAGAAAAGCUGCAAGCAGGGUGGUGAGGAAGUCAGACAGACAGAUAAAGUAGGCAGUAACGUCAAGCUGCCAUCAUCCUGCAGGAGUAGGUUCAGCAGGGGGGUUGAAGAGACUUAAAACAGGGCUUUUGAAUUGAAUCUUUUAAGCCCAGAAUGCUGCCCUCCUGAGAGCAGCACUAACACAUGACAAUGCUCAUGUGGUUACUUCUGUAAUCAGUCUCACUGUCCAACUCCCCAACUCGUGAAGGGGUUUGUAGCCAGUGCCAAGCCAGCCUUAAUGCCCUGGUUGGCUUCUACACAGUGACAGCUCACCACAGCACCAUUCUCCCACCCAACUAGUGCUUGGGUGCUCUCCUCCUCAUGGCCCAUCUGCACCUACAGGGCUGUUCUGGAAGCCAACAUGGCAAGUAUUUUUUGGCAGGGUACAGAAGAUGUGAGGGGUUGGCCUAGAGCUUUCCAGAGAGCUUCUGCCCAGUGCUUGCACAGAUGCUAGCCUGGUUUUCAGUGCAGACAAAGGACAGCUGCCCCUGGCAGGGCAGGAGCUGAGGGCAGCUGUAGCGAGCCAAGGUGGGGUGGUCUCACUGGGCUUCCUGGUUGUGUUCUACUUUGUUCUGACAAGCUGUUUCAAAAUAAAGUUAUCCACCACAAUGCUCACUUACUGCCUG